AUGCGAUCUCUGUUUGAGCCGAAUGCCUCAACCAAUAAGACAAUUACUCAAUUGUGUGAAUUGGUCAAAACCGAGACAAUUUCGCAUGAAGGCAAUGAUGACCCAGCUUGGGCUGAAAAUGUCGUGAAAACGUUGGCCAAACGUCUAAAAAAGGCAAAAUACCUAGAUGAAUUGGCAAAAGCCAUACUAAAUGAAGAUCGCCAUUCCAAUUGUUGUGCCAUAGCAAGUGAAACCGACAAAAAGAAGUCGCUGAAGAAGGAUCGGUCUCACAUUUUGUACAUAAAGAUGUGGAGAUUUCCAUGGCUGAAGUCUCAUCGCGAACUAAAAGCAGUUGAAAAUUGCCGCUAUCCUUUUUCUAAAAAGGCGGAUCUCGUCUGUAUCAACCCCUACCAUUACGAACCGAUACAUGCAAAGGCACCUCCUCUCCCGCCUGUUGUUGUUAACAAAAAGGCAGGGUACUACCAGGCAGCACCAGCUACGAUGGCUGCACUCAGCAAUCACGGAUUUGCAGCGCAAUCGUACGAAGACCGUGCUCCUAAUGCGUCGAUCAAUGUAGACGAAAUGCGGGCCCACUACCUGUCUGAGGAGAAUUCACCGACAAGCAGCUAUACUGGCUCACCCUCGUCAACAACUCCACCGCUUCGCUUUGCUGUACCACAGUCAUCGGUUUCUGCGUCAAGCACUGGACCAGCUAACUCGUCUUCACCAACUUCAUUCUCGCAGCAAGUCCCAUUAUCUCCAGCAACUGGCUCAUUGAUUUUAACAUCGCAAGCUCAGUCACCGCUGAGCCCGAACUCGUAUCUUAGCGAAGAUCGUGACGAACAUGAAAUGAUGGAUACUAAUGAUGAUCGUAAUCACACAUUUUCCUCCAAUUUUCCACGUCACUCCGGGGCUGAUUUGGUACAAGAGCUCAUCGAAUAUUGUGAACCGGAAUGUUGGAUGUCAAUUACGUACUACGAAGAGGGGAAGCGCAUUGGUGAUCCGUUCAAUGUGCGAUCGCAUUACCUACUUGUGGAUGGCUAUCCUUCGCCAAGUUCCGAAGAAAGAUUCUGCCUUGGAUACUUUGAUGUCGAAAAUCGUCCGGUACCUGUAAUUGAUGCACGUCGGCAAGUAGGCCGAGGAGCGAGGUUUUAUUAUAUUGGCGGAGAGGUGUACUGCGAGUGUCUUUCUGAUGCGGCCGUUUUUGUCCAGUCUCCUAACUGUAACCAACGCCACGGCUGGCAUCCAACGACUGUUUGUAAAAUUCCUCCCAACUGUAACUUGAAAAUUUUCAAUAACGCUGAAUUUGCUGCCCAACUUGCUGAAUCAGUUGAAAAGGGCUAUGAAGCAGUGUACGCUUUGACUCGUCUCUGCACUAUACGAAUCUCGUUUGUCAAAGGAUGGGGAGCUGAUUAUCGAAGGCAAACGAUUGAUGCCACUCCGUGCUGGAUCGAGGCUCAUCUUAACGGACCGUUACUGUGGAUUGACAGAGUUUUGCGUAGUAUGGGUGCACCAAUGAUGGCACAUUCCUCAUUCACCUAG
Ostertagia ostertagi is the source of this 1521-nucleotide messenger RNA. Lineage: Eukaryota; Metazoa; Nematoda; Chromadorea; Rhabditida; Trichostrongylidae. The record is from the annotation of a GenBank genome assembly.